CAAAAAGACACAAUGAAAUGUUAUUUUUGUGGGAUCACGUUCUUUUCAAAAAACGGUGUAUUCACGUGUACAGUAUCAGGCAGCGUCUCACUCACCGACAAGCUCCCACGGCAACCGCUCAUAAUUUACUGUGAAGGAGAGAGAAAAGCUGCAACGCAGAGAUGAAUUAUAUCAGUUACUUCAGCAAUGCAUCAAAGAAGCAGACGAUGCCAUUCCUCAUCAAAACCAGGACGGAACUCGGGGAUAUGAAAACAAUCAUGAAUUUAGCUUCAGGAUUGCCGAAUCCAGAAUUCUUUCCCCUCAGGGAGGCGACAUUCUCUCUCAAAGAUGGUAAAGUCAUACAUGUACCGCAGGAUCUGAUUAACGUGGCUUUGCAAUACGGGUCUCCUGCCGGAAUGCCCCAGUUAGUGGAUCAACUGAUGACAAUGACUGCGGAGUUAUUGGCGCCUCCACACAUGGACGGGCGAAAGGUGUUGGUGACAGCGGGGGCAAAUGUUGCAAGUUACAUUAUAGCACAAACCUUUAUCGAUCCUGGCGACUAUGCAUUUAUUCCAGAAAUGGCCUACCCGCAUAUCCAUCACGUAUUUAAAGAUGCCGAAGCGAGGAUUGUGCCUGUCCCUAGUGACGAUGGCGGCAUACGACCUGACAUGCUGAGGGAAGCCCUGGAGAAGAGUUCCGAUGGCCGCCGCAAGCUAAUGUAUAUAGUACCGCAUGGAGAUAACCCUACUGGCAUCACUAUGAGCGAAAACAGAAUGCGGGAACUCUACAGCUUGGCGUGCGAAUAUGACUUUCUCAUCAUGGAGGAUGACCCAUACUACUUCCUGCAAUAUGAUCCCCAGGUCAGUUCAUCUUUCCUGAGCCUGGACACAGAGGGGCGAGUGCUACGUGUGGACACAUUCUCUAAAACUAUAGGAGCUGGUGUGCGGCUCGGCUACAUAACGGCUGAUCAACCCUUCGUGGACAAAUUAACGACAAUGCAUUCAUUUAUUAUGACUCAUGCUUCACCCUUCUCCCAGGUUUUCGUUUCUGAGCUCUUACGCUGUUUGGGCCACGAGGGUUUCAUAGAGAUGGCCAAGAGCAACGCCAAGAAGUAUAAACAAUUACGUGAUGUGGUAUUGCAAGCAGCCACCAAACACUUGACUGGUCUGUGCGAGUGGAGGGUGCCAAACGGAAUGUUCUUGUGGUUGAAGGUUCUGGGACUCAAAGAUGUGACCGAGACGGUAAACGUGUGUUGCUCUAAGGGCCUAUUAUUUGUGCCAGGAUGCCAGUUCAUGGUUGAUUCAACUCAACCUUGCCCAUACAUCAGAAUGAGCUUCUCCCUGAUAACCCCAGAGUCAGUAGACAAGGUAUUCCAGAUUCUAGCAGAUGUCAUCCGGGAGGAACUGAAGAGGACUACAUCAGGAAACUGACUCAAAUCACUAUUCAGUUCAAUGAUUGAUUAACUUCAAUUAACUUCAAGCAAUCACAUACACAACUGUACACAUGUAAUAGUAUAACAAAGUAUUAGUUUGUGGAAGCAGAUCUUAAUUAAUAGUAACAAAGUAUUAGUAUGUGUAAGAUCUUAAUUAAUAAUCUUGAUAAAGGCAUUUCUCAGGAAACUGCAGCACUUUUCACAAAACAAGUCUAUUGGAUAUCUUUGUAGAAAUAAAGGGAACAAACAAGCUUCACACACACACACACACACACACACACACACACACACACACCUUUAGGAUUAAUGUUAAGUAUUUCCCCACCCCCCUCUGUACAUUUUCAGUUUUUUAACUGCCUAAAUGAUAAACCGUUUAUUAUUAUUGUUAUUAUAUUAUUAUUAUUAUUAUUACACAUACAGCAAAGCAAAUGGGCAAGCCUCUUAAUGUGUAGCCCUGUUCACCUACCAGCAAGUAGGUAUGGGAUGUAAGCGAUGUAACCUGAGGAGCUGUAACCUUGCUGUCCCAGUGUGUAAGUGGUCUCAGUCCUACCCAAAGAUCAGCCACUAUGAGCUCUGAGCUCUUUCCGUAGGGUAACAGCUGGCUUGGGUGACCAGCAGACGUCUGUAGGUGAAUCACACACACACACUUUCCAAGACUAAAUAAUGGUAAAUAAAACACCCAUGUAUCAAAA
Messenger RNA from Scylla paramamosain (green mud crab), 2103 nucleotides. RefSeq names its product kynurenine/alpha-aminoadipate aminotransferase, mitochondrial-like. Gene Ontology annotation, molecular function: pyridoxal phosphate binding; L-kynurenine:2-oxoglutarate transaminase activity. The transcript is spliced from 11 exons. The record is from RefSeq and is a predicted model, not a curated record. NCBI's taxonomy places the organism in Eukaryota, Metazoa, Arthropoda, Malacostraca, Decapoda, Portunidae. The coding region runs from base 162 to 1409 and encodes 415 amino acids. Gene Ontology annotation, biological process: biosynthetic process.